AUGGUUGUGGAAACCAUCCGAGGGAUCUUCAAGCAAGAUGAGAGCACUGGCACGAUUGGUGUGGAGUUCUGGGUGGUGGUGACCAUGGUGACCUUGCGGCUCAAGUUUGCCGUCGGCGCCAUCGCGCCACUGUACUACUCCUUGAGGCCACUGAACAACGCCGGCCGAGCUAUCCUGCUGUUGAACUACUCCUUGGUGCACUACACCCUGGGACUCAUGCAGCUCUCAUCGUCCGACGAAAAACCAGAUGACUUCUUCCAGGUAUGGGCUGUCCUCUUGGUCACUCUGCAGUACAGCGUGAGGAUCGGCAUCCCGUACAGGAAGAGCAAGGACAUGUCCCUCAUCGACCUGCUCAUGUCCCUGUGGGCAGCCAACCUCAUCAGAUCCCAGACCGUGCUGAGCCUGAAGAUCCCUCUCUGGUUCAUCUGGUCCGUCAACGCGCUGCGGAUCAUCGCCUUCUUCAUCUCCUCCAAUAGCGCAUUUGAUAUCCACACCAACAACAUGAGGCUCGUAAGCAACUACAUGAGAUACGAGCAUGAACUUGGCAACCCCGAGGAUGUGGAUCCAGCCACCAUGGCAGGGUACAGGUAUUUGGUCCUAGGAGAAGGCAAGCAGGAGAUGAAGGUCGAGCCUCCAGUAUUCAAGCUCGAGCUGGACGUGACGAACCCUGAUGAGAUGGUCACCGUUGAGAGGGUAUGGAGUCUUCGCGGCAGCCGGUUUCUCGGUGGUGGAGGAGUGGAUCAAGACAACCGGCUCAAGGACGUUUGUCUCUCGUUUGCGCUGUACAAGCUUCUCCGGCGUAGGUUCGGCAACCUGCCCAUACACGAGGCCCGGCAACCCAAGACGAAGAGACUCGUCUUCGAUUACAUCCUGCAAAGAGGUAGCAAAAACUACGAGAGGGCGUUCCGCGUCACCGAGGUGGAGCUGCGGUUUCUCAGAGACUUCCACUAUAGCAAACACGCAAUCAUGUUCGCCAAGGGGUUCCCGGGUUGGAGGAUGCUCCUGGCAGGAUCUCUGGUUAGUGCAGUCAUGUAUCUUGGAUUUGUUGUUCAUCGCUUAUCCAAGAGCCCGGACACGGACAGCAAGUUGUUCGUGACUUACUGUAUCAUCGUCCUUGUCGUCAUCAAAGAGGUCUGGGAGAUUGCAAUUUACGUUCUUUCGCAGUGGACCAAAGUACUGGUGCUGUGCAAGUACGUCAAGGACUCAAGGUUGCGUCAUCCGCUGUUUGAGUGUGCAUUGGGGUUUUUCUGCAGACUAAUCACCAAUGCCAAAUGGAAUCAGCGAAUCGGCCAGUACAACAUCUUGGUGGAUGUUCUUCAAGAAAGAAGCGUCCUGUUCGCAUAUCGUCAUCUCAAAGGGAGAUUUCUCCCUGUGAAGAUAAAGCUGCAGGGAGAGGUUAAGAGCGCCUUGUUCGAGUCAUUCAGUGCACUGCGAAACGCGAAUGACAAUGAUCUGGAAUCCUACUUUCCGCUUGCAUUUAGAACCAACCAACAGGACAUUGUCAGCGAUAUCUCGUGGGCAGGGGAUGAGCUUGAGGCCGACACCCACAGGAUACUCGUCUGGCACAUCGCCACCUGCCUGUGUGAGAUCAACCUCUCCGAUCAGGCAUCGGCGCGGACGAUCUACAGCUUCGGAAUAAUAACAAGACCUCUUGUGAAGAAAACGGCAAUUAUCGCAGAUGAUCUGUGGGAACAUUACAUAGCUGCAGUCACCUUGUCCAAUCACUGCGCAUACUUGGUCACUCAGUCACUGGUGCCGGACAAUGGCCUCGUCAUGAACAAGGUCUACGAGGUUGUGCAGAAAGAGGCCAGCAGUGCCAUUUCUGGUUGCAAAUCCAUGGCAGACAUCUACAGAAACCUGACAAGGAUGGCAAGAACUCCGGACGGGAGUGAAGGCAGGUCGAUAGUCAAGAUGGGCGCGCAGCUGGCGGAGCAACUGAGGCUGGCGUACGGCGACGACGAGCAGGUCGCGCUGUGGAGAGACCUGAGCAGGUUUUGGAGGGGGUUCCUGCUUCACCUUGCCGCGUCCACCAAGGCGGCCAAGCACGACGUGCAUCUCCGUGGGCCAGGUGAACUCACGACGCACCUGUGGGCUUUGCUGUCCCACGCAGGAUUCCUUGGAAGCGGUAGCCACGGCGAGCAAAUGCUAGACCCAGCUGACCUCAACGAUGUCCUGUACAUUCCAGCUAUAUGA
Oryza sativa Japonica Group (Japanese rice) is the source of this 2193-nucleotide messenger RNA. RefSeq lists its product as uncharacterized. NCBI's taxonomy places the organism in Eukaryota, Viridiplantae, Streptophyta, Magnoliopsida, Poales, Poaceae. The record is from RefSeq and is a predicted model, not a curated record.